Molecule: messenger RNA, 189 nt
Organism: Racocetra persica
Lineage: Eukaryota; Fungi; Glomeromycota; Glomeromycetes; Diversisporales; Gigasporaceae
Source: the annotation of a GenBank genome assembly
AUGUAUAUAAAAUUUCCAGAAAAUUUGGGUCAGUUUUUUGAACCUACUUCAGAAUCAGAGUAUGAUGAAACAGAGGAGGAUUUAUACUCUGAUGAAGAAUUAGAAAAUACAAGUAAUGAAGAUACCAUAUCUACAGAUUCUAAUAAAACUCUUUCAAUAGCCUUAAAAGAUCUUGUUAAAAAACUCUAA